ACAUUUAUCAGCAAGAUCCCUUCUCUUUUUAACCAAAAAAAAAUGUCAACUUAUUAAUGAAGCUCCCAGUUUCAUAAACUACUUAACUCUUUUCUCUAGGUGUUUUUAGGGGGAAGUAAAUACUAAUUACAGAGAUCGAUUAAUGGUGAUGAUAACUCAAGAUAUAUCUUCAUUGUUUUGCACUAUUUUCAUUUGUACAUCUUUUGCUCUCUUCUAUUCCAUCACCACCACCAACUUCCUCUUCUCUUACAUUGAUACCGUCACUAGCCAUGCCACUUCCGUGCACUUUCAUCGCAUCUUCCCUCCGGCCACCACCAUCAACGACGACAACAAAGUAACAAUCACCUCAACCCCUCCUCCACCAUCACCGCCGCCUCCAAUGCUAUCAAAUCCACCUCCGCCGCCUCCAAUGCUACCAUCUCCUUCAUCACCACCGGCACCAUUACCAUUACCGCCACCUUUACCAUCACCAGUGUCGCCACCUCCUCCAACGCUGUCAUCUCCUCCACCGUCGCCACCUCCUCCAUCACCACCACUUCCCAUGCUGUCACCUCCACCACCAUCACAGCCUCCAACACUAUCAUUACCCCUACCGGUGUCACUACCAUCAUUUCCUCCAUCACCGUCACCACCAGCGCCACCACCUCCACCAACACCUGAAGAAGAGGAAGAUUUCAAGCUUUUCCAAUCAGCUGCCAAGGUAAACUCAACUCCAACACCAAAUGCACCCCAAAAAAUAGCCUUCCUGUUCCUCACAACAACACCUCUACCAUUAGCACCACUCUGGGAACUCUAUUUUAAUCAAAACAACAACCAAACCAUGAAAAACCUAUUCAACGUUUAUAUCCACGCUGAUCCAUCUCAUCCCUACAAUCCACCAUUCUCCGGUCACUUUUUCAACCGAACAAUCCCUUCAUCGAAACCGACCCAACGCGGUUCACCAUCUCUGAUCGCAUCAGCUCGCCGGUUACUCUCCGAAGCUUUACUCGACGAUCCAUCCAAUUCCAGAUUCAUCAUUCUCUCAACUUCUUGUAUUCCACUUCAUUCUUUCAACUUCACUUACAACAUGCUUUUUCAGACAAACAAAAGCUUCAUCGAAAUCCUUAAAGGCGAACCCAAAGAAUUUGUCCGGUACACUGCUCGUGGCAAUGCUGAUAUAAUGCUACCGGAAAUACCUUUCGAAGAUUUCCGAAUCGGAUCCCAGUUUUUCAUACUGAGUCGCCACCACGCGAAAUUAGUGGUAAAUGAUGAGAAACUAUGGAGGAAAUUCAAACUUCCAUGUGUGUUUCCCAAAUAUUGUUACCCAGAAGAACAGUAUUUCUCGACGUUGCUGAACAUGGAAGAUUCAAGUUCUUGUAUACCUGCAACACUAACACAUGUGGACUGGUCGAAACGUUUAGGUUCUCAUCCUUGGACUUACAGGGAUACCGAAAUUGGAAUGGAACUUAUCGAGUCUUUAAGGCAACGAGAGCUCAGAUAUGGAAAUGGCGGUGUUGAAAAUCAAACUGAAGCAGCUCGUGUUGAUCCUAAUUAUUCAUUUCUGUUUGCAAGAAAAUUUUCAAGAAAUUGUUUGAAACCGUUGCUGGAUAUUGCCGGUGAGUUCAUUCUGAGAAACUGAUACUGUAAAGUGAAUGUUGUCAACCUUUUGGGGUGUAAAUAGAGUCCAAUUCUAUGGGAUGGCUACACUGUGACUGUACACACCAUACUAGCAACAUUUUGGAUGUUUGGAUCCCAAUACAUAUAUUUCGAAAUUGUAAGCAGAUUAAUUGGACCAGUUUUUUAAUAGAACAUUCUAUAUCAAGUAAAGUACAGUAAAAAAAAAAAAGGUACAAGCUCUACAGUUAGUUAGACUAAUUCAGACACGGAGAUUUUUCUCUAAAACAAUUUCAGCGUUACACUGAUAUUUUUCUCUAACUACUUGCAGCAUAUGAAAUCACUUUUAUUUGCUCAAGAGAUUUCCAGAAAGCCAGCUAAAAUAGGCCGACUGAAAUACAUGAAUAAAACAAAAGCCAAAGAAACUAAAUAGAAAUUUUUACUUACAGAACCUGUAAUAAGAGACAUUAGGCAAAAGAUCAGGUUCCCAAGAAUGCUGAGCUCUCUCCCCAACAUCUGUAACCUUUUAUUGCCAACAGAAGUUCAGUUCUCUGAAACAAUGGGUACACAGGAAUCAGAUAGCUAACUGCAAGCUUUUAACCACCUUGCACGAAUGAACCAAGGGAGCAUUACCCUUUUGAAGACAUCCACCACAGAUUUUGAAUUUAAAAUGAUAAUAGUGCGACUACAAUCAAGAGAAACACAAAUUGGUUUGGAUUCAUAUUCAUAUGGGUGGCUAUAACUUGGUACACUAAGACUGGAAAUCGAGGGUAAUGUAUUGCAGUACCUUGCCAUCAACAAUUUCUCAAUCACUACAAAUUUGAAUUUUCUCAGCAAAUUGAUUCCAAAAGAAAAAAUCAUUUAAUGCGAAGACAUGAACCAAACUCACUUCUCAACCUAUGGCCAUCAAGGCUUAGCCCCUAACCUCAAUAUUCAUAUCCCAAUGCUACCUAUGGUUCUUGGGCACAUGCAAUUGUUUGUCUAGUGCUGAACCAUAAGCGUGAAGCAAUAAACUACGAGCCUUGAACCAUAAGCCAGCACAGCGUUGAGAGACCUGGCCCACAAAACAUAAAUCAUAUUCUACCCAGUCUCGAAUUAAACUCGGAGUGAUUUUAGGUUAACCAAGCAAAUCAACCGAGAUUUGCACCGUGAGCGGAUCCAGCUGAGCGUUCUCAGCAUUG
Molecule: messenger RNA, 2774 nt
Organism: Papaver somniferum (opium poppy)
Lineage: Eukaryota; Viridiplantae; Streptophyta; Magnoliopsida; Ranunculales; Papaveraceae
Product: protein transport protein SEC31-like
Exons: 1
Coding region: 143-1618 (491 amino acids)
Cellular component (GO): membrane
Molecular function (GO): glycosyltransferase activity
Source: RefSeq, a predicted model, not a curated record